UAUAACUUAUAAAUUAUAAGCAAAAUGAAUGGCAAUCAGUGUUUGAUAUAAAUAAGUGACAAUCGCUUCGUAUUCAUCACACAAUCACUUCCAACCAAAGGCUUAAAGUUUGUAAAUAUGUCUUCACCGGCGCUCACGAGUGGUGUGCAGUAUAUCCCGAUAUCUCUUGAGGAGUCCAUUAGUAUGACGGGCUGUAGACAUGCCUCCCAUUGUCUGCUCUAUACUUCAGCCAACAGUUCCCGUGUUGUCUACGGUUUGAUUCAAUUGACAGACAAUGGAGAGCUCGGGUGUCCCGGAGGACAAGUGGACGUCGAGGACGUGACCGUCGAUGACAUUAUCGACGCCACGAACCGAGAGCUCGAAGAAGAGAUCAAUUAUCACUUGAAUGGUGUGACUCGAGAGGACUGGAUUUGUUCGCAUCGGGAGGACAACCCGCCAUACAUUCAGCACUUCUUCGCCAAAGAACUCACUGGCGAUGAGUUGAUACAACUGGAGAGGACUCACAUGAAUGCCCAACACUUCCCGUCCGAGUCUUUAGGCCUAUUUCGGGUACCAAUCGGUGGUUCAGACAAGAAGUUUAUGACAAACUUUUUGCGCCAAAGAUUUGCGGGAAACGCGAGACAACAGAUCAUCGAAACUAUUCACAAGUUAUCACUCGUUAGUCCCGAAGACCAGGUGUGGAUGGAAUCCAUUGAAUCCACGGGUGAUCUACUGGUGAACAACAGUGUCGUCAACAGUGGUAUUGAAGUGAAGGCACUCUUGAGAGCAGAUCUCGAGGUUCAGUAUAACGACGAAAAGGUGGACAUAACGUAUGGUCUGAUGGCUGUCACAGACGACGGACUCUUUGACUUCAUUGGCACUCAUUAUACGGAAUCCGAUGACAAGAACUCAAUGAUUGAGACAUUGAUUACGAGUUUAGAUAAGGAUUUGGGCGCCGAUUGGCUGCCAAUUGACUGCAAAUCAAAUGCCAUUCACUUAUCGCUGGACAACGACUCGAGUCAUGUGUUUAGCGUUCAUUUAAAUGCCAAACAAUUCACGCAAAUUGAGACUCAUUUCACUGAAUGCGAGGGUUUUGGUCAUAAAUUCUAUGGUAUUAUUCGCAUCCCUUUCCCCACCCGGGGCUCAACACAUAAACCCGAUUCUGUGAACCGAUUCUUUAGAGGGGCUAUGAGCGACAUGUCUGCACAUCGUAUGGCCGCCCAAGUGGUGGACCCGAGUGUCGGUUGGGAUGCCGUCGGACCGGUCGACGAUUGUCUACCCAAACGACAAGUGUUUAGUGAAUUUCAAUGA
Oppiella nova is the source of this 1290-nucleotide messenger RNA. The record is from the annotation of a GenBank genome assembly. NCBI's taxonomy places the organism in Eukaryota, Metazoa, Arthropoda, Arachnida, Sarcoptiformes, Oppiidae.